GUGCAGCGAAGGGAAAAAGGUGUACCGUGCCUGUGCGUCCGAAAGUCGCCGAUAUCAGUGCGGUCAGCUCUCCGUUCGGUCCGGUGGGCUUUGCAAAGGACACGCAGCGAGCCGUUUUUGUUGACCCGACCCCGCAAAUACCGUGUCUCCGCCGUCGUUCGGCCUUUUGCACCGGUCCUUCUAAGCCCACAGCACUACCACUACCAGCAGCAGCAGCAGCAACAGCGACAUUCGCAGCAAGUUGCAUCAAGUAGGCGCGUUCCUAAACGAUCUCUUAUUGGCAGAUUAACCUCGGGCGCGGGUUUUGAUUGAGUGCGCCGCCAGCAAAGAGGCCGUGUCGCGACCGUGGGUAGAUUGAUGGUUGCCCCGCUUCUCGCUUGGUGGACGGCCGUUCCGAUGAGAACCUAGUGCGAAGCCGUUCGAAUACUGUAAGGAUAACGAUAGUGAAUGCUGAACGAUAGUAGGGCAGCGCGGAUCCGGUGCGGAGUUACUUGCCGUGUCCGUUCCGAGAUUACGCCGAGUCGGUCGGUAGCGCGUUGGCCACCAACCGUGGCAGUCUCUGCAGCUGGUGGUGCUGCGUAGCAAAUGCAGCCGACGGAAAAGCAGCCGGGUGCACCACCAUCCGACAACAACAGCAGUGAAGAGAGCGAUACUGCCGGAGACAAACAGCGCACCAAAAACGGCACCAUGUCGAUAGACAAUCGGAUCACCGAAAUCGAAAACUCUAUCCGAAACCCACGGAGACCCACCCCGCCAUCCAUGACAUUUCCGGCGCAGUCCACGACGAGCCGCCUGAACCGUGUUGGCGGUGUCAUGGGGGGAGGCUCAGGACCGAACAGGCCGAUUGUGUUGUCACUGCCCGUUAUGGAGCAGCGUCGCAGCGAAUCGGAGCUCAAGUUUCAGAAGAUUGUCGAUAAGAGCGGGCUGCUGAAAAUCAACAACCAAAUCUACCGGACGCCGCAGAGCGAGCUGGAAGACCUGGGCGAGUUGGGCAACGGUACCAGCGGGCACGUAGUGAAGAUGCGGCACAAUCCGAGCGGCGCCAUCAUUGCUGUGAAGCAAAUGCGACGCACCGGGAACGACGAGGAAAACAAGCGCAUCAUCAUGGACCUGGACGUGGUGCUCAAGUCAGAGAACUGCAAGUACAUCGUGAAGUGUCUCGGUUGUUUCAUCAGCGAUGCGGACGUGUGGAUCUGCAUGGAGCUGAUGACGACGUGCUUCGAUAAGCUGCAGAAAAAGUCCAACAAACCGGUGCCGGAGGAAAUUUUGGGCAAAGUGACGGUAGCAACGGUCCGUGCCCUCGCCUACCUCAAGGACAAUCACCGCGUGAUCCACCGAGAUGUGAAGCCCUCGAAUAUACUGAUCGAUGAUCGGGGGAAUAUCAAGCUGUGCGACUUUGGCAUUAGUGGCCGGCUAGUGGACUCGAACGCUCGCACACGAUCGGCUGGAUGCGCUGCAUACAUGGCGCCUGAGCGAAUCGAUCCCUCUAAUACGGUUUACGACAUACGGGCCGAUGUUUGGUCGCUGGGCAUCACGCUAGUCGAGCUGGCUACGGGUGUGUUCCCGUACCGUGGCUGCGUCAACGACUUCGAGGUGCUGACCCAAGUCCUCACCUCGAACCCGCCCCGUUUGCCCGAGGACCAGCACUUCAGUGUCGAGUUUCGCGAUUUUGUGCAGCGCUGCCUGCAGAAAGACUACCAAGCGCGCCCAAAGUAUCCGGAUCUACUGCGGCAUGCUUUUCUGCAGCGUGCCGAACACGACACCACAAUCAAUGUCGGCGAGUGGUUCCGCAACGUGGCCGUCAAUUGUGGCAUUCAACUGACCAGUCCGCCGCAACCUGCUUCCAGUGCCACAGCGCCAGCCGCCGCUUCCGGUGUCUCACUUGCCGGUGCCUGUGCCGCGUCGUCGGAACAAACCAGAAUACCGACACCACUGGGAAGCUUGACGGAAGCGGUGCAGGCACAAUCAAAUCAACAAAAGCAAACUAUCGCCAUCGCUGCCUCCUCGAUUCCCAUCAAAUCCGGCGCCAACUGUAACACCAACAGCAGCAGCAGCCCGUUCAUUACGGCAAACUCAUCGACCCCACACAUCAUUGUCGCCAACAACAACAACACCAUCAUGGAGCCCAACAACCUCAGCCACCGGCCACAGAUAUCGGCGGAGCAUCACCUUCAGCAACUGCAUCAGCAGCAACAGCAGCAAAUGAUACAAAGCAAGCUUAGCACCAUUAGCCUGGCGACGCCCACAGCCACCGUCGGAGCGCCACAGCCUCACGCAACAACUACCUCGUCUUCCUCUCCGGUGUUCGAUCCGCGCCGAACGCCCUCCCCUCAGGCUCCGUAUCUAUCGAAAUUGCAACCAAAAAGUGCCAUUACUAGCACCAGCAUCCCAAUUGUGGCUGAACGAAAUGGAUCACUCGGUCCCGACCAGCAACAGCAGCAGCAGCAGCUUCACCACCAUCCGUUGCCCCGCAAGUACAAACAUUCGCCGUUCCUGUCGCGAAGGACUGGCGGUGGCCCCAGCGGCGGCACGGCUGAGUACGGUAGCGGAAGCCCGAAAAAGGAGUCCUCGCUGAGUAGUCUCAGGCAGAGCAUCUUCAAGAACCUAACGACAUCGCCAUUUUCGUCUCGCAAAACAAUGCCGGCGAGUGGCGAUCCGAAAUUAACCAUCGUUUCGCCACCGAUAACGUACGGUGACGGGACCGGAGCGGCAUAUCACAAUCAGUUUGCGCACACCAAUGGUUCAGGUGAACUGGCGCUAGGCAAUCCUUCCUCCUCGCCCUUACUACUACUCCGGAAGGCGCAUGAACCAUCGCCGGCACACGAUGAUACUCAGUACAAACAUCUGCAGGGAAACACUAGUCCAAUUGUUCUUCAGCGGUUCUAUCACCAGCAGAACCAACUGUUGGAACAGCAGCGCGAAGCAUUGCAUCAGCAACAAACAGCAAUCUACGCGUCUCAUGGGUACGUUACCACGGCAACCGGCAGUGGCAGUGCUGUCGACGGUUCACCGCGCAUGAUACGCUACAGUCCUCUGCCGGCACACCGCACCGUUCACCAUGGGGUGCACCCGGUGCUGUCUGCGACACCCCCUUCGAACCACCUCUACGACGCAUCGCCCCUACCGCCAUCCGGUAUCCCUGUGUACCAGCAGCAUCCGUCUGCCGCAACGAAUAGCCCCAAGCACAGAGCACCUUCGACGUCCUCCUCGUCCAGCGGGGUGUCCUUCUUCAGCACGUUCAGUAGGGGUAUGAAGGGUGCGGGCCGCUGCGACAAGGUGAUCGAUCGAAGCGGUGCCAGUAGCGCUAUAGGCACGACGGUGAUGCUGAAUAUGGGUGGAUCACCUGCAGCAGAACGGUCCCUGUACGGCACGACGACGACCGCCGCGAUGACACAACCGCUUUACCACGAUCGGCAGUCGUCGGUUUUCGGUCGCCAUGGAAACCCAACGGUGACGGGGAGUACGGCUGAUGGUAUCAAGGACGAGACAGAUUUGGCAAAGCGUCGGUUCGCAUCGUUCGUCAAGCUAAAUCUGAGCAACAAUGGCAACGGUGGUGGUGGUGUUGGUACCGGCAUUGGAGGACCCUCGUCGUCUGGCGACAAGCGGACACUAAAGGAGAAGCACCUUUUCCAGCAGCAGUACACACCGUACCCGCAGCCUGCGUUCGAAUCCCCUGCCUCUACUGUUCCAUCGGCCAUUGGUGGCGGGUACGUGGUGCAGCCACCGUCGGCGAUACCGUCGACAAUCGGCCACACCGUUCCGAUGGGGAGUCACGUUCUCAACAGUGCCGCGGCCGAUCGACGACACCGUAGUCCUGAUCCUCCUCCAAGGUUUAAUCGGGGCCAAUCACCUCUGCUGCUGCAACGGAAACUCGAACAACUGGGACACACGGGAUCGCCACUGCUGAAUCGUAGACCAUUCACCUCAGCGUCGCCGUCGCCGCCGCUUCCGCCACGGCGCGGCUCGGAAAGUGUUCCCGGUUCGCCGCAGCAUUUGCGAACGCGCAUCAACUACACCCCGGAACCGCACCGGCGUCCCUACCGCACCACCAUAGACCAAUGAGUGGGACUCCAGAUACUGGUCAUGUGAUCCAUGUACAACUUUCUGACGACCGACUAACGACGAACACGACGAGAAAGGAAACUCGCUUGCUGCAACGCUACGCGCUGUGUGCUGUGCUUGGUGAAAUCGAAGUAAAAAGUAGACGCUGCUGUUGCUGUUUUUCCGUUGCUUGAACGCUCUCGAUCGACAAAGCUUUGGGCCUCUUGUGCCUGCUCUCUCUCUCUCUUUUCCCUUAAACACUUUCUAUCUCAAUGUCUCUCUGUCUCUCUCUCUCUCUCUCUCUUUCUGUCAGUUGCAUCCCACAGGAAUAGGAGAAGCUUUCGCGGCACGAAAUUUGCAUUAAACUUGAAGGUUGUUCAAAAGUCCAGAAAUUGUCCAAAAAAGAGAGAGAGAGAGCGAGGGUUAUAAAUGAGAUAGGAAAAGUUCCAUUAUAUAAAGCGAACUCGAACGAUAUGACCCCUGACUCACCGUACAUUUCCUGCGGAAAGCUAGAAAGACAACCAAUACGAUAGAAGAGAAACAAGAAGAUUGGGGCGGUAAUAGAUGUAACUCUAUUGUUGUGAACCGAACGAACGAGACACAUAACAACGCAACGGACGACGGAACACGCUCGUUGCUGUAAAAUUUUGGUAGGUUAGGAAAAAGUUAGCCUUUUUUACGUACUCCCCAAGCCACCGGGUGGUUCGGACCGCCCGUUAUAUAUUGUGAUCGUAGUAGGCCCCCCCACACCGGGGCGCGCAUACGUGAAUGCUUUGAUUUAUACAUAUAACGUACAUAUACAUAUAUAUAUUUUUUUUGGUGUGUGUGGUUCGGUAAUGAGAGCCACAAUCACGGUGGCCAUCUCGUUUGCCGCAGUAGGCUUCUGUUGGUGGGUCAACCACCGUUAGCGUGUGCUGUUGCGAGCUUUGUUUUUGCCUUUCGAUGUCAAAAUGUAAACGGAUACCUCAAAUCAAAACUCUCUCUAAUCAUGUGUAAUCGAGCGAGCCUCCUCGGUGUUCUCGGUGUUUUCACAUCCAUUGCUUGCUGACAAGGCUUUUGCGACAAUGGAACUGGCUCGUGCGACACGCUUUGCAUACACAUACGCGCAUUACACGCUUCCGAGCGAACUCGUUCGAUUGGCCGCUCAGGAAGAUUUUCCGAUAUUGAUCCUCAUUUGCUGACGUUCGUUUUUUUUCGUUCCACUGGAUGUUUGUUAUAUUUUGGAAUUACGCAAUUAUUUUGUCAAAAUUUACAAUUUAAAGAUGUUAAUACUUUUAAAGGAAAAAACGUGCUUCAUUCACACACUGAAAUCAGGCGCUAGGAAAGCUGGUAGGGAACUAGGUUUAACGAAAAGCUAAACUGAUAGUGGCGGCUGCUCUUAGAUUAGGCCAAAAUGUCGCCGGUGUUCUUGGACAUUGAGCCUGUGAGUUUCAUGGCGCGCUUCUGCAAAUCGUUUUACCACUGCUACAAGAACACAGACACGUAUACAGACGAACGGAGACCGCGCAAAAAGGGCAACGACGAGAAUCGCAAAUGGAGUAAUUUGUGGGAUAUUAUCAAACACGCAAAUGAAGGGCAGAAAAUCGUAAUAUCGCAAAAAUAGUCAUUUAAUAAUAUUAUUAUAUUAUGAUAUAUUAUUAUUAUUAUUAUUCUCUUAACAUUUAAUUGAUGAACCGCGGAAAAAGCUAUGAAAUUGAAACAACAACCGGAGAGCGCUCCGCGAUGGCGAAUGAUUUCGAGUGCCCUCGAAAAGGACCGCGAAAAGGGAUGGUCCUGGAAAGAUUAUUGUAAAAAGGCAGUAAGUGAAGCGAACGAAAUCCAAACAAAACUGUGAAACACACAACAUAGUCGAAGCAAAAAAAACGAAACAAAACGACACGGAAACGAGAAACA
Anopheles bellator is the source of this 5934-nucleotide messenger RNA. Its product is annotated as dual specificity mitogen-activated protein kinase kinase hemipterous-like. Gene Ontology annotation, biological process: protein phosphorylation. Gene Ontology annotation, molecular function: protein kinase activity; ATP binding. Lineage: Eukaryota; Metazoa; Arthropoda; Insecta; Diptera; Culicidae. The record is from RefSeq and is a predicted model, not a curated record. The transcript has 9 exons.